Messenger RNA from Prorocentrum cordatum, 765 nucleotides. The record is from the annotation of a GenBank genome assembly. NCBI's taxonomy places the organism in Eukaryota, Dinophyceae, Prorocentrales, Prorocentraceae.
AUGCCGAGCUGGGUGGCCGCGGGGCGCUCCCUGCGCCCGCUCGGGCCCGACGAGGAGCACUUCCGCCUGGAGCAGCAGGUCGAGAGGGAGCUGCACCACCAGGCCCUGGCGCAGAGCGUCUCCGCGGCCGGCCAGGCGCGGGGCGGCGCGGAGCGGCCGCCGGGCGGCGGCGGCGUCGGCGGCCUGGGCCCCGCUGCGGGCAGCGGCUCGGCGUCGCGGGCGCCCCAGGACCCUGGAGCCUCCGCGCCGCUGACUGGCGCCGUCACGCCGCCCGACGAGGGCAGCCUGUGGUACGGGUGCUACUGGUGUGUAUGCAAGCUUUGCGCAUUGCUCAGCCUCCUGUGCUUCCCGUUCCGGCCGCCCUCCGACCACGAGGACGACGACGAGGAGUUCGCUGUGGAGACCCUGGCGCGGGUGCGGGUCCACUUGGGCUUCACCGAGACCUACGACUCGGUCCGCGGCGAGGUGCUCCAGCUGCUCGAAGAGCGGCUGAGCAACUGCCGGUCCGAAGGCCGACCGGCCGAGAUCUACGUGGUCGGGCACUCCAUGGGCGGGGCGAUGGCGAGCCUGUUCGCGCUGGACGUGGUUGACGUGCUGGCCGGAGAGGACAGGAACGCCCUCGCGGCCACGGCUCUGUCCGCCCCGACACCAGGAGAGGUACUCUCCAGGUGCUUUACUGGAGAAGUACUUGUGUGGACGCUUUGCGACGUCGUGCAAGAUUUUGCGGGGGGGCCUGCCCGGAGCCUUUGGACAAACAUGCGCUAA